AGAACUUACCCUCGUCCCCAGCAAUUAAAGAAUGUUUUGUUGCCAAAAGGUUUCGACUGGAGAAAUGUUAGUGGUGUAAACUAUGCCAGCACAACUAGAAACCAACAUAUACCACAAUAUUGUGGAUCAUGCUGGGCUCACGGUUCUACAAGCGCCAUGGCUGAUCGAAUCAAUAUCAAAAGAAAGGCAGCUUGGCCUUCUGCCUAUUUAUCAGUACAGAAUGUAUUAGAUUGUGGCAAUGCUGGAACUUGUCACGGGGGAGAUGAUAAAGGUGUCUAUGUCUAUGCUCAUGAUAAAGGAAUUCCAGAUGAAACAUGUAACAACUACCAGGCCAAGGAUCAAAGUUGUGAUCCCUUCAACCAAUGCGGAACAUGUACAACAUUCGGUGAAUGUGGACAACUCCAGAACUACACUGUAUGGAAGGUAGCAGAUCAUGGUCCAGUAAGUGGCCGUGCUGAUAUGAUGGCCGAAAUUUAUCACAAUGGUCCCAUUAGUUGUGGUAUAAUGGCGACUGCAGGUUUAGAGAAAUAUCGAGGUGGCGUAUAUUCAGAAUACAGUGCGUCUCCUGGUGUCAAUCAUAUCAUAUCAGUAGCAGGCUGGGGAGUUGAUCCUGUUGCUGGAGAGUACUGGAUUGUCAGAAAUUCAUGGGGCUUUCCAUGGGGUGAGCAAGGAUGGUUCCGUAUCGUUACCAGUGCCGCCAAAGGAGGAAAAGGCAACAAUUACAAUUUAGCCAUUGAAACAGAUUGCGCUUUUGCAGAUGUUAUAGUUCCAGCAGGAUAUUAG
Messenger RNA from Lottia gigantea (owl limpet), 783 nucleotides. RefSeq lists its product as hypothetical. Gene Ontology annotation, molecular function: cysteine-type endopeptidase activity. The transcript is spliced from 6 exons. Gene Ontology annotation, cellular component: lysosome. The annotation marks the transcript as partial. NCBI's taxonomy places the organism in Eukaryota, Metazoa, Mollusca, Gastropoda, Lottiidae. The record is from RefSeq and is a predicted model, not a curated record.